CCUGUUUUUAAAGAAGAAAAAAAUAAGGAGUAAGAGGUUUACCUUGACAAUCAAAAUGAAUCAGGGGCAAACAACAAUUUGACAUUACCCCCUCUCCUUUUUUCAUUUCUCUCUUUUCUUUUUUUUAUUAUUUUAAUAAUGAGCAAAUUAGUAUUGAUAGUCGUCAUGGUAAUGAUCAGUAGUUCAUUCCAACAUUGUACAUCCCUUUUAAAGAACUGUCGGUCUGGAGAUGACUGUUGCUCUAACCUGUCUUGCGUUACUGGUAUUUGCGUACCUUCAAGGGUGGCUAAAGCGUUUUCUUCUACCUAAUCCGGACACCCAUUUUAUAGUAAUACCGUCUACAGAAUGAUCAUUGUUACGCAGAAUAAAAAAAUUUUAUCCUUGUCUUCUAACCCAAAUAUAUAUUGACAUCUCGGAAUGUCUGUGGGUUGUGUAUUCUAUUAAAAGAGCGACAGUCCCCACGAACGGAUUUAUGCAACCUCGUCAGGCCAUCAAAAUAGAGAGAGAUUGGGAGAUGAUGAAACGGAUAUUAAGGUUUAUUUAUUUAUUUAUUUUUUUUU
Molecule: messenger RNA, 560 nt
Organism: Rhizopus microsporus ATCC 52813
Lineage: Eukaryota; Fungi; Mucoromycota; Mucoromycetes; Mucorales; Rhizopodaceae
Exons: 1
Coding region: 139-309 (56 amino acids)
Source: RefSeq, a predicted model, not a curated record